AUGCGGGGCCUGUCAAGGACCUUUGUGGGGUUGCUGCCAGCCAAGGCCGACAAAAGGCUCCAGCCGCCCUUCCUGCUGCUUCCAAACCCACGGCCCCACCCUGACCCCGACCUCGGCUGCUCCAGGUCCUUCAUGGCUCAGGGUCCUGUGUGGUGCCAGGACCGCAAACCUCUGCCUCUCUCUAAGGUUGAAGAAGAAAUUGGUACUCUCAGGCAAGUUCUGGCAGCUAAAGAGAGGCACUGUGGAGAGCUGAAGAGGAAGCUGGGUCUGACUCCCUUGGAUGGGUUAAAGCAAAACCUGUCCAAAAGCUGGCACGAUGUCCAAGUCUCCAACGCUUAUGUGAAAACAUCUGAGAAACUUGGAGAGUGGAAUGACAAAGUGACACAGUCUGACUUAUAUCUUUCAGCCAGCAGCACACUGGAGGACUGGAAUGAAAAAUUAACUCAAUCAGAAGCUUACAAGAAGACCCAGGAAACCCUUUCCCAGGCGGGACAGAAGACUUCAGCAGCCCUUUCCAAUGUAGGUUCUGUUAUCAGCAGGAAGCUUGGUGACAUGAGGGCUCACUCCAUCUCGCAUUCCCUUAGCAGUUACUCCAUUCGCCACUCCAUAAGUAUGCCAGCCAUGAGGAAUUCUGCAACCUUCAAGUCCUUUGAAGAUAGAGUUGGGACCAUAAAGAACAGAGUGGUGGGCAGCAGGGAAAACAGCACUGAUGGCCUGCACUCCCCCUCGGGAGCUGGGGACAAGUCUCCACAAGACAACGCUCCUUUCUAGACCUGGAUGUGGCUUUGCACGGCUGUGCACAACUGGAAGAGCCCCCUCCCUCCCAAACCUUCACCACAGCAACAACAUGCCUAUCCAAGAAGGGGCUGAGAGCCAGUCAGGAGAGAUCCAUCCUUCAUUCAUAGACACUGCUGCUGGAUCCAAGUCAAAUAAAGAGAAUGCAAAGUUUUGUACACAAAUAAUAUUUUACACUAAAGUUUGUAGAUUAAAUGUAUCACUGCUGUCCUUU
Molecule: messenger RNA, 1009 nt
Organism: Manacus vitellinus (golden-collared manakin)
Lineage: Eukaryota; Metazoa; Chordata; Aves; Passeriformes; Pipridae
Gene: TPD52L2
Product: TPD52 like 2
Exons: 9
Coding region: 1-771 (256 amino acids)
Cellular component (GO): cytoplasm
Source: RefSeq, a predicted model, not a curated record